AUGGCGCGGCCGCUGGCGGCAGUGCUGUUAGUUCUCGCUACGGCGGUGGCGGUGGCGCUGGCCGCCCCGGACGGCACCGGGAAGGUGGAGGCUCCGUGCGUCGGCAUCGAUCUUGGCACGACGUACUCAGUUGUCGGCGUGUGGCAGAAGGGUGAUGUUCAUGUUAUCCCGAACGAGAUGGGCAACCGUAUCACGCCGUCCGUGGUGGCAUUCACUGAAACGGAGCGCCUCAUCGGCGACGGCGCCAAGAACCAGCUGCCGCAGAACCCGCAAAACACCAUCUACGCGAUCAAGCGCCUUAUUGGUCGGAAGUACAGCGAUGCCACGGUGCAGAAGGACAAGAAGCUUCUGUCGUACGAGGUGAUCUCUGACAAGGACGGAAAGCCGAAGGUGCAGGUGGAGGUUGGCGGCAAGAAGAAGCAGUUCACGCCGGAGGAGGUGAGCGCGAUGGUGCUGCAGAAGAUGAAGGAGAUUGCGGAGACCUACCUUGGUGAGAAGGUGAAGAAUGCCGUUGUGACGGUGCCCGCGUACUUCAACGACGCACAGCGGCAGUCGACCAAAGACGCUGGUACGAUUGCGGGGUUGAAUGUCGUGCGUAUCAUCAACGAGCCGACGGCCGCCGCCAUCGCGUACGGGCUGAACAAGGCCGGCGAGAAGAACAUUCUUGUGUUCGACCUCGGUGGUGGUACCUUCGAUGUGUCGCUUCUGACAAUUGACGAGGGCUUCUUUGAGGUUGUGGCAACGAACGGUGACACGCACCUUGGCGGUGAGGAUUUCGACAACAACAUGAUGCGCUACUUCGUGGACAUGCUGAAGAAGAAGAAGAACGUGGAUGUGUCCAAGGACCAGAAGGCUCUGGCGCGGCUGCGCAAGUCGUGUGAAGCGGCGAAGCGGCAGUUGUCGUCGCACCCUGAGGCGCGCGUGGAGGUGGACAGCCUGACGGAGGGCUUCGACUUCAGCGAGAAGAUCACGCGCGCGAAGUUCGAGGAGCUGAACAUUGAUCUCUUCAAGGGGACGCUGGUGCCUGUGCAGCGCGUGUUGGAGGAUGCGAAGCUGAAGAAGAGCGACAUUGACGAGAUUGUGCUGGUUGGCGGCUCCACGCGUGUGCCGAAGGUGCAGCAGCUGAUCCGCGACUUCUUCGGCGGCAAGGAGCCGAACCGCGGCAUCAACCCCGACGAGGCGGUGGCGUACGGCGCCGCGGUUCAGGCGGCGGUGCUGACCGGCGAGAGCGAAGUGGGCGGUCGCGUGGUGCUGGUGGACGUCAUCCCGCUGUCACUCGGCAUCGAGACGGUGGGCGGCGUCAUGACGAAGCUGAUUGAGCGCAACACGCAGAUCCCAACCAAGAAGAGCCAAGUCUUCUCCACGUACCAGGACAACCAGCCGGGCGUGCUGAUUCAGGUCUUCGAGGGCGAGCGGCAGAUGACAAAGGACAACCGCCUGCUUGGCAAGUUCGAGCUGUCCGGCAUCCCGCCAGCGGCGCGCGGCGUGCCGCAGAUUGAGGUGGCAUUCGACGUGGACGAGAACAGCAUCCUGCAGGUGAGCGCAGUGGACAAGUCGUCGGGCAAGAAGGAGGAGAUCACCAUCACGAACGACAAGGGCCGGUUGAGCGAGGAGGAGAUCGAGCGCAUGGUGCGUGAGGCCGCGGAGUUUGAGGAUGAAGACCGCAAGCUGCGCGAGCGCGUUGACGCGCGCAACUCCCUGGAGAGCAUCGCCUACUCGCUGCGCAACCAGGUGAACGAUAAGGAGAAGCUUGGCAGCAAGCUGAGCGCGGACGACAAGAGCGCGGUGGAGGCCGCCGUGAAGGAGGCAAUUCAAUUCCUUGACGAGAACCCCAACGCGGAGAAGGAGGAGUACGACGAGGCGCGCGAGAAGCUGCAGAGCGUGACGAACCCCAUCAUCCAGAAGGCGUACCAGGCCGGUGGCGGCGACGGUGGCGCCGGUGCGGAAGAGCACCCGGAGCCGAUGGACGAUCUCUAG
Molecule: messenger RNA, 1977 nt
Organism: Trypanosoma grayi
Lineage: Eukaryota; Euglenozoa; Kinetoplastea; Trypanosomatida; Trypanosomatidae
Product: putative glucose-regulated protein 78
Exons: 1
Coding region: 1-1977 (658 amino acids)
Biological process (GO): cellular response to unfolded protein; endoplasmic reticulum unfolded protein response; protein refolding
Cellular component (GO): cytoplasm; membrane; endoplasmic reticulum lumen
Molecular function (GO): ATP hydrolysis activity; misfolded protein binding; ATP-dependent protein folding chaperone
Source: RefSeq, a predicted model, not a curated record